This is a messenger RNA of Corylus avellana, 1818 nucleotides long. It is a transcript of the gene CCD7, whose product is annotated as carotenoid cleavage dioxygenase 7. The record is from RefSeq and is a predicted model, not a curated record. Gene Ontology annotation, cellular component: chloroplast stroma. Gene Ontology annotation, biological process: carotene catabolic process. NCBI's taxonomy places the organism in Eukaryota, Viridiplantae, Streptophyta, Magnoliopsida, Fagales, Betulaceae. Gene Ontology annotation, molecular function: 9-cis-epoxycarotenoid dioxygenase activity.
AUGCUAGCAAAAACCCACCACAUCAUUCUAACAAGUUUCCCUUCCCCGGCGAAGCUAACUCCGGCCGCAGUGCACCGGUUAUGGCCGUCAUCAGUAAAACUGUCAAGGCCGCAUGCUAUACCCGUCACCGCGUCAAAUAAUCUUGUGCUCGAUGAUUCCGUGGCUGCAUUUUGGGACUACCAAUUUCUGUUUGUGUCGCAACGCUCGGAGACAGUGAAACCGGUUACUCUUUCUGUUGUCGACGGUGCAAUACCUCACGACUUUCCUGCCGGCACGUAUUAUUUGGUUGGACCGGGGCUUUUUGCUGAUGACCAUGGCUCGACUGUGCACCCGCUGGAUGGCCACGGGUACCUUCGGGCCUUUACGUUUGAUGAGGUGUCUAGGGAGGUGACGUUCAUGGCUAGGUACGUGAAGACCCAUGCUCAGGUGGAGGAGCACGACCCCGUGACCGACACGUGGCGGUUCACCCACCGGGGCCCAUUUUCGGUGUUGAAAGGGGGACACAAGGUUGGUAAUACCAAGGUGAUGAAAAAUGUGGCUAAUACCAGUGUGUUGAGGUGGGGAGGGAGGGUGUUGUGUUUGUGGGAAGGUGGGGAGCCGUAUGAGAUUGAAUCUGGGACGUUGGAUACGGUUGGGAGGUUUGAUGUGAUCGACGGUUGUGAUCCGUUGCCGGACAGAGGAAAGAAUAGUGGUGAUAUAUGGGACGUAGCUGCCGGCCUGUUGAAGCCAAUUUUGUAUGGAGUAUUUAAAAUGCCUCCAAAACGACUGUUGUCUCAUUAUAAGAUCGAUGCUCGCAUGAAUAGACUUCUUACAGCCUCAUGCAAUGCAGAGGACAUGCUACUACCACGCAGUUCUUUUACAUUUUAUGAAUUUGACUCAGACUUCAAGCUGUUGAAGAAGCAAGAGUUCAACAUCCCUGAUCACAUAAUGAUCCAUGAUUGGGCCUUCACCGACACUCAUUAUAUACUAUUUGCCAAUCGCAUUAAGCUUGAUGUUGUAGGUUCAAUGGCAGCAGUGGGUGGGAUCUCCCCAAUGAUAUCAGCAAUAUCAGUGAACCCAAGUAAACCAACAUCUCCCAUAUAUUUGCUUCCUCGAUUUCCUGACAAAUUUGGUCGAGAUUGGAGAGUUCCUGUUGAAGCUCCUUCACAGUUUUGGUUGCUUCAUGUUGGCAAUGCUUUUGAGUCUAAGGAUCUCCAUGGCAAUUUACACAUCCAAAUUCAUGCUGCCACUUGCUCUUACCAAUGGUUCAACUUUCAUAAAGUUUUUGGAUAUAAUUGGCAAAGCGGUAAGCUAGACCCUUCAUCUAUGAACGUCAAUGAAGGUGAAAAUGAUCAGCUGCUGCCUCAUCUUUCUCAGGUGUGUAUUCAAUUAGACGCUGAUGGGAACAGCCAAAAAUGUAGUGUGGAGCCCUUGAAUGAAUGGAAAAGGCCAUCAGAUUUUCCUGUAAUUAACCCAGCCUUCUCUGGCACCAAAAACACAUACAUUUAUGCAGCAACUUCUUCCGGCUCUCGCCCAACAUUACCACAUUUUCCCUUUGAUAGUGUGGUGAAGCUGGAUUUGUUAGACACUUCUGUCCAUACAUGGUCGGCCAGUCACCGGAAAUUUAUCGGCGAGCCGAUUUUUGUUCCCAAAGGGGAUGGAGAAGACGAUGGAUACCUUCUUGUGGUUGAGUAUGCGGUUUCAAUACAGAGGUGCUAUCUUGUGGUUCUGGAUCCUAAGAGGGUUGGAGAAGACGAUGCACUUGUAGCAAGACUUGAAGUCCCCAAGCACCUGAAUUUUCCUCUUGGCUUUCAUGGCUUUUGGUCCUCUGACAUGUAA